AUGGGUAGCGUGCUCAGUUCAAUCCGUCCCACGCCACCGCCCCCAUCUGAUAGCGCACGUUUCAUAAGUCCGGUACAACGUCAAACGCACUUGUGCGGUCCGCGAACCAUCUACAAUAGCGUCAAAGAUCUCAGUAAGCGUGUCGACUUCUACGAAGAAAUCACUAUCUUCGCUUGGCCGUCACGCGGAGGUGUGAUCGUACUCGAGAGGCCCUGUCCUGCAGAUUUCGACUUUCUCAGCCUCGAUCGUCUCGAUCCUCCGAAGAAGCGUCACGCCACUCGACAAGAGGAAGACGACUUUGCUCAGCGCUUACUAUUGCUCGGUGGGAAGUGGUGGGAUUCUCCCGCUAGACACUCCCUGUUCACUCAACCCGACCACUUGCAAGAUGAGGACGAAAUGGCUGCUCUCCCUGAGCCGACGGCAAGGGAAAACGUGUGGGUUGGUGUCGCAUGGCCUAGUUCGGGUGGAUUGGUCGUAGCUGAGUGGCCGACCAUGAUGUACCCUGGUGGACGCAUGGACGACGUCGCUCCAGACGAUGUGUCGAGAUUGUUUUUGUCUAUGACGAUGGACGAGAAGGCGGUAGUGCUGAUGGACAGACUCGAAGGGAAGUGGUGGAAGGGAGUCGAGAAUUACGAGGCUGGGGAAACCAUCGAGGCGAAGUUGGCGGACUUCAACAAACGUGGCCAAACGAAGGAGAGAGCCAGAAUCCUGGUAGUAAAGCUCUGCCUGGUCAACGAGUUCUCUCAUCCAGAGAAUCAAACUUCGAUGUAG
Messenger RNA from Alternaria arbusti, 771 nucleotides. RefSeq lists its product as uncharacterized. The record is from RefSeq and is a predicted model, not a curated record. NCBI's taxonomy places the organism in Eukaryota, Fungi, Ascomycota, Dothideomycetes, Pleosporales, Pleosporaceae. The transcript has 2 exons. The coding region runs from base 1 to 771 and encodes 256 amino acids.